UGCCUGACUAAUCUUCGUCUUUCCUUUCCACGGUUGUUGUACACAUACGUACUCAGACACGCGCGUGGCAACGCCUGGACCAGAACACUGGGCUGCUGCCGCCGCCGCCACUCUGGACACACGCGCACGCACACGGAUCGCAGGCUGCCGGCGCUGGAACCCUUUACAUACAUGCAAGGAUUAGCAGAAGCCGCCGCGGCCGCCGCCUCCUACUGCAUUCUCCUCCCACUCUGUGUUUUGACUUCUGGCUUGCGUGCUUCACAUCACCGUUUGCUUGCCUCUGUGCUCCUCGGGUGGUGCAAAACAAGACAGACCACCUACAGAAAACACAAGGGCCAUAUUACCAAGGAUUUGAAAUAGUUAUAUCUUGCUGGAUACAAGCAAAUAGACAAUGAUGCUCCAACCAUCUGCUCAAGCUUCUUGAGAAAAAGUCUGCAGUGGAAACAUCAUGAAAAAAAGGCCAGAAAUCAAACAUUACAAGUAACAUCAGUGUUAAAGACUGUACACAAUUUUCAUCUCUUUAAGCAUCCAAUAAGUGAAAAUGGAAACCUGACUACAGGAGAUUCAUUGUCUACUGGAGAACAUUCUUCAGCACAGAAAAAAGGCGAGAUUAUUUAUUUAAGCCCAUUGGAACAGAAGUCAAUGUAUUGACCUUUGCAGAUUGCUACAAAUGGCAGGUCUUUCUCAGUGAUAUUUCAAUAACAUAACUACAUAUAUUCAGAUGACUUUGGGAUAUUUUUCACAUCAAUGAUGAAAGGAUUAUCUGGCAGUCGCAGUCAUCAUCAUGGGGUUGCCUGUGAACCAGCAUGUGACUCUCUGGUACAUCACUCAGACAGGAAGCCAUAUUUGUUAAAUCCUGUGGAACAUCAUCCUUCCGACCACUCUUACUACACUCAGAGGAACUCUUUUCAGGGAGAAUGCAUGGUUCCCUACAAUGAUCAGAUUGCUAGCAGCACUUUCCCUCGGAGACAUUACAAUUCCCAUAAUGAGCUUAAAGAUGAGUGUGCUUUGGUACCACAUGGAACAGCAAGUAAAAGUAAUCGCAUCCCUGCCAAUCUUUUGGACCAGUUUGAAAGGCAGCUUCCUCUUAAUCGAGAUGGCUACCAUACUUUACAGUACAAAAGGACUGCUGUAGAACAUCGCAGCGAUAGUCCAGGGAGGAUUCGACAUCUGGUUCAUUCUGUUCAAAAGCUUUUUACAAAGUCACAUUCCCUUGAAGGCCCAUCAAAGGGCAGCAUGAAUGGAGGCAAAGGAAGCCCCGAGGAGACACAAACUAUGAGGUAUGGCAAGCGUAGCAAAAGCAAAGAUAGGAGGUCAGAUGGAAAAUCCCGGUCAAAUGCAUCAGGAUGGUGGAGUUCAGAUGACAACUUGGAUAAUGAUGUUUGCAUUUACCAUGGGCCAAGUGGGGUGAUGACUAUGGGAAGAUGCCCUGACCGCUCCACUUCUCAGUACUUUAUGGAGGCCUAUAAUGCUCUUAAUGAACAUCCUGUAAAGCCGUCCAGAAGCAAUAAUGAUGUCAAAUGUUCCACCUGUGCAAACCUGCCAGUAAAUUUGGAUGCUCAGUUAAUGAAAAAGAGCUCUUGGUCCUCUACAUUGACAGUGAGCAGAGCCCGUGAGGUUUACCAAAAAGCUUCCAUGAACAUGGACCAGACAGUGGUGAAAUCAGAGACCUGUCAACAAGAACGGUCUUGCCAGUAUCUUCAGGUUCCUCAAGAUGAAUGGUCGGGUUAUGCUCCACAUGGCAAAGAUGAUGAGAUCCCGUGUCGGCGAAUGCGUAGUGGCAGUUACAUCAAAGCCAUGGGAGAUGACGACAGCGGGGACUCUGACACCAGCCCAAAGCUAUCUCCAAAGAUUGCUGCACGAAGGGAGAGCUAUCUCAAGGCCACCCAGCCAUCACUUACAGAACUCACCACUCUCAAAAUAUCCAGUGAACAUUCUCCAAAACUCCAGAUACGGAGCCACAGUUACUUGAGGGCAGUGAGCGAAGUUUCAAUCAAUAGGAGUUUGGAUAGCCUGGACCCUGCAGCUCUGCUGACUUCUCCCAAAUUCCGUUCUCGGAAUGAAAGCUACAUGAGGGCCAUGAGCACUAUUAGCCAGGUGAGCGAGAUGGAAGUAAAUGGUCAGUUUGAAUCAGUCUGCGAGUCCGUGUUCAGUGAACUAGAGUCUCAGGCAGUAGAGGCCCUGGAUCUGCCAAUGCCAGGCUGCUUCCGCAUGAGGAGCCACAGCUAUGUGAGAGCCAUUGAAAAAGGCUGUUCCCAAGAUGAUGAAUGUUUGUCACUGAGGUCCUCAUCUCCACCACGCACAACCACCACUGUGAGGACCAUCCAAAGCAGCACUGUAGAGGAAGGAGACAUUCUGCAAAGGGAGGUAGAGAGCACAGCUACCUUUGGAACGGCUACAAGACUUCCUUUGGGCUAUCAACACAGCAGCAUCCUACUCAGGGCCCAACAACAUGCUCAUAAAAAUCAUGUACAGUUUUCUUCUUGCAUUACCACAUAUAAGAAGACGCCACCUCCAGUGCCGCCAAGAACUACCACCAAACCUUUCAUCUCCAUCACUGCCCAGAGCAGCACGGAAUCUGCCCAAGAUGCCUACAUGGAUGGACAUGGACAAAGGGGAGAUAUAAUAAGUCAGUCCGGACUUAGCAACUCCACAGAGAGUUUGGACAGUAUGAAGGCCCUGACAGCGGCCAUUGAGGCAGCGAAUGCACAGAUCCAUGGACCUGCAAGCCAGCAUAUGGGCAACAACACUGCUACUGUCACCACCACCACCACUGUGGCCACUGUUACUGCAGAUGACAGAAAACGGGAUCACUUCAAGAAAAACAGAUGUCUGUCCAUUGGAAUACAGGUUGAUGGAGAGGAAUCCUCUAGCUCAAGUGAAACCAGAGCAAGCAGUAAGUUCCAAUCCAUAGGUGUUCAAGUAGAGGAAGAGAAGUGUUUCCGCAGGUUCACGCGAUCAAACAGUGUCACAACAGCAGUUCAAGCAGACAUGGAUUUUCAUGAGAACUUUGAAAUGUCCAUGGACCCUCAAGAAGACAAUUCAUAUCCUGGGCAAAUAUCAAGACAGUAUUCUCGAGAUGCCAGCACUUCCACAGUUAGCAUACAAGGCUCAGGAAACCAUUAUCAUGCAUGUGCAGUGGAUGAUGACUUUGAUACAGAUUUUGAUCCUUCCAUUUUACCUCCACCGGAUCCCUGGAUUGAUUCUAUAACAGAAGAUCCCAUUGAGGCUGUUCAAAGGUCAGUGUGUCAUAGAGAUGGACACUGGUUCCUGAAGCUCCUUCAAGCAGAGAGAGAGCGUAUGGAAGGUUGGUGCCGACAGAUGGAGAGAGAAGAACAGGAAAACCACCUGCCUGAAGAGAUUCUAGGUAAAAUUCAAACUGCAGUUGGCAGUGCACAGCUUCUCAUGGCUCAGAAGUUUUACCAAUUCAGAGAACUAUGUGAAGAAAAUCUGAAUCCUAAUGCACAUCCAAGACCAGCCUCCCAGGAUUUAGCAGGGUUUUGGGAUAUGCUGCAGUUAUCCAUAGAAAAUAUUAGUAUGAAAUUUGAUGAACUUCAUCAGUUAAAAGCCAAUAAUUGGAAACAGAUGGAUCCACAUGACAAGAAGGAGAGAAGGGCCCCUCCUCCAGUGCCAAAGAAGCCAUCGAAAGGUCAGGUGCCACUCAUACGGGAACGCUCUUUGGAGAGCUCACAACGUCAGGAGGCCCGGAAACGGCUGAUGGCUGCCAAACGAGCCGCGUCUGUCCGUCAGAACUCAGCCACUGAAAGCGCCGAAAGCAUUGAGAUUUACAUCCCCGAAGCCCAGACCAGGCUAUGAAGGGAUCCAACCAGGAGGACUCUUAAUGGCAAGAAACAUCUCUUGUAUCAUCUGCCCUUCUAGGUCCAGGCUCAGAGACACCAAUAAGUAUUUGUAUUCCCCUUCCUUUAUCUCUCUUCUUCCCCAAAUGAAGUAACACUUCUGUGACGUAGUUGUCAAUCCUCCAAGAGAUUUUUGCUUAUAACCCGUGCUUUCCAAAGGUUUGCCCAUGUCAGCCUAAUGCUUUGUCACAUGUACUGAUGCUACCACCUCGCCUCAUGUAAAGAACCCUAGCAACACUCUCUCUCUCUCUCUCUCUCUCUCUCUCUCCCUCACACACAUUCUCUCUCUCUCUCUCUCUCUCUCUCUCUCUCUCUCUCUCUCUGUCACACACACACACACACACACACACACACACUCAAACACACACACCCCUACCUGUACAGUAGAUGCACCAAUUAAUUCAUUUUUGGUCCUUAAAGCUAGUAUGUUAUCUAGUGUACAGCAAUACUCAGUUAUAUGGUAUUUUGGAAAUCCAAUGUUGCAGGGUAAACCUUUAGGAUUCUGUUGUCUUCCUCAUUGAUGAUAAAAGUAGCUCUGACAGAAUCCCUUCUUUAUAUGACUAUUAUUUUUUAAAAAAACAGACGGCGCACAUUAUUCUGAUCCUCAGAAUCAUACUUUCUCACCUGACAAAUUGGAUGGAGAUGUGGAGAUAGGUUUGCAGCAGUAAAAUAUGAAGCAAAUCUUGCAGAUGAGAUAUACAGGAUCCCAUGAAGAGAGACCUGCAGCUGCAUAAACAGCCUCAUUGUUAUUUCCUCAGUCUCACUUUAGAACCCUUUUUGAACAGCAGAAGAUUGUAAAAUCGAUCUUCCAAGGAAAUAAUCUAUUUUUAAAAGGCAAUAAAAGGAGAAUAAGUUAAUAAGAUGUGAAGAUGGCUGAAGUUUAGUUUACAGGAAUAUUUUUUGUCCAACUAAGUAGUAAGAAUUUUUAAGAUUGUAGUAUAUUGUCAAUUACUAUUGUAAUGUAUCAGUUCAAAAAGAACAAAAAAUAGAACAAAAAUAGCCUUGGUUUUGUUGAUGUCCUAACCUUGGUGAGACUUUUGAAUUUUGCACAUUCCCCAUACAGACAUCUGUUGCUAAAAUGCUGUAAAUUAAAUAGAUGUUUGUAUGCUACAAAUCAGACCGCCUACGAUGAAUGCUUCACACCUGAGUGCAAGUUCUCCUUCAGUCUCUUCUUUAAAAUAGAAAAAAUUCAUUUUGCAAAAUCAAGCAAUUAUUUCAGAACAUGAGCUAGUGAGCAGUAUAUUUUUCUUCACUGAACCAUUGUUUAAAGUUACAGUCUAUACAUAACUGUAGGCUCUUUGGAAUUAAGAAUUAGGAAACAAUCUCCUGGAACAUGACUGGUGUGAAAAAUAUCUGACUAUGCCAUUUUUACACCAGCUGCCACGGCACCAGAGAGCAUGACAGCCUGUUGGGCACUGCAGCGUUUAAAGUUGGCAUCCAAUAUCCCACCACAUGCAUGAUGAGAAGCAGAUGAAGUAUGACCCUGGCUGUAAGACUCUGUGGUCUGGUUCAUACGUAACAGUAAACCAGAGGUCCCUCCACCUCUGGUUCCCAAACCUGAACAUACGAACCAGGGAAUUACAGUUACCAAAAAAUAAAUAAAAAUGAACCCAUGGUUUUCUUUUCCAAACUGUGUUUUGUCACCUUCAGUUCUCUCUUAAGUUUCAUCUACUUGGCUUCCAGUUGGCUGUGCCGGCGUUGCAUACACAAGCUGGCAUGGAGUUUUACCUCUCUAAAACCAGAGUUAAGGGAGGUAGCUCCUCCCUCACUCUGGUUCCUAUUGGCUGUACAGGCUGUCCUUCGGGAAAGAAGGAAGCCCACACAGCCAGUCCCCCCCCCCCCACCGCUCUGCAGUCUUGCUGACUGCAGAGAGACUGCUCUCCCAAACAUACACAUGCAUACAGGAGAGCAGAGGGAGGGGAGCCCAGAACCAGAGUUCUGCAUUACAUAUGACCCAAACCUAUAGAACUAGCAGAUUAUGCGGCUGAUGGGUUCGGUCUCAAGGUCUGGUCCACACGCUGUUGACAAAAGUAAUAUGAGGCUUCCCAUUGACUCAAGUCUGUAGAUUUUGGAUCUGAGCUGUAUGUAAUCUUUUCUCUUUUUUUAAUUGUACUCUCUCAAGCAUCAUGUUAGGAAAUCUGGCCUUUUUGGAGCACAAUUUUUCCCACAUGGGCACCCAUGUCGAACAUGGCAGGUAGUGGCCCUUAUUUGCUACAAGACCCAGGAAAUCUUUAUUCUGAAAGCAAGAAAUGCUAUGGUAACAAAGUACACUGACUGACGGACAGUGUGUACUUUGCAUCUCACCAGAGUUGGCUUUCAAUGCCCUUACUGUAAAAACAUUCCAACAUGUAACUGCAUGGUUGGCAUAAUUGUGUAGCUUACAUCUAAAAACUUUAGACGUUACCAUCCAAAAGCUGACCUUUGAAAUUAUGCAUCAGCAGAACAAGCCAGGAAACAACAUGUAAUACAGCAGCCUAGUCAGAUGCUACUUUUAAUUUUAUUAAAGAAUUUGGGAGAGGUAAUAGGUUCUGGCAAGAAAAACUAGCAUAAAACAUUUGUAAAGCCACCAGAGAAUUUGCUACCUCUCAAAGCCAUUGAUAUAUCCAAGCUAUAUGUUUAUAAAUAGGGCACAAAAUAUCACUGCUGUGUUUUACAAGUAAAGGGCUAAUAAUUUAAUAUUUUAAAGACUUUUACACAGAAUGGUAAUCCAGUAUAACCCAUGACAUUAAGUGAAGUUGGGAAAGUCUGGUGUGUGAGGAUUUCGAUAGCGUACUGCUUGCUAGGGUUGUUUUUAUUUUCUUUUAAGAACACCUCAAUAAAAUUGUCAGAGCAAUGAAAGCUCACAUACUGUUAACCAUCUAGAUAGUGCCAAUUGCCACCUUUAAAAAUACAGUCAUAUUAUGUGUUUUAAAACUUUUUGGGAACUCAUUUCUACAAAGAGGUAUAAAGCAGCCUCAAAACAAAAUACCGUUUCCCCAGUUACAUAACUGUCUGUUUGGACCCCCAUGAAAAAUGAGUUCUGGUUGACAGGUGAUUCAAAAACAAUUGUGAUAAGAUUAUGCAAUAAAUUUGAUGCUUUCAUAUACUGUGAGCCUGCACACCAUUACUUAUUAGUAAGAACCAGUAUUUUCUUUGGGCUUACAUCUAAGAAAAUAUGUUGAGGAUCAGGGCCCAGAUUUUAUACUUUAGGAUAGUUGCAUUUAUACAUCAUAAACUAUUUUUGGUAUGAAAUAUCAAAGACUCUGUUAGCAUGAUGCCUGUUAAUUUGUAUGGGCUCUUGUAUGAAAAGGACAUUGUAAUUUAGACCUAGUGUGUCCGCAAAACCAACUGGCAUCCAAAUUCUGUUUGCAUAUAACUCAUGGAUGAUGUCAUGGUUUGUGAUAUUGCUGGAGUUCAGUGUGGACAGUAGUUCCAUCCUGACUAUUUAUUUGUUGGCCUAAUAAGUCUAUUCAUCAGGCUACCUUGCAGAAACUGAAGAGUUAUUCCCUGGGUUUCCUCUUUUUGACUCCUUGAAUUAUUACAUGCCACCAUAAACAAGGAAAAAUAAUAUGUGUAGGGCACAAUCCAAUCUAUGUUAAUCACUAUUAGGUCCUUUGGAAUUCAGUGAGAGUUAAGCACAUGCUUAUAUCCCAUUGAAAUCAAUGGGAUGUAAAAGUGCUCAACUUUGGCAGUGUUGUUUUGGGGUUAUUAUUUUUUUAAGACCAAGUCUACUUAAGUGGGAAAUCUGUUAUCAGUAUUUUAAUACAAAACUGUUGAGGCUUUCUGGGUUGUGGGACAUGAAAAAUAAAGUUGGUUUUUGGCCUCUUACGCCAAAAGUUUAAAAGUAUUUAUUAUAUUUUUUUGCAGACGUUCCCAUAAAAUACCCUUAAUCUUUUUGUAAUGACAGAUGAAGAAAUGGAUUAAACAUUUUAAUAUUGAAAAGGUAAAUAGUAAUACAUUAUUUGUAAUAUAUUUCAGUUUAUUUAUUGGGUGUUCCCUUAAGGUUUUGGUGUGAACUAUCACCUUAAUUUAAAUUUUAUAUUUGUGAAUUUACUGUGGGGUUUUUUUUCCUAAUUUAUAAUGCAUAUUUUAACCAGAAUGAAAUCACUGGCAUACUCACAUCUGCCCUCAUUCGAUAAUCAGUAUGUUUUUUAUUUGCAAAAUGGGUACACCUUGCAAAGCCUCUAGAUGGAGAAAUAGAGAGCACUGUAUGGCGUUAUGAAUUGGGUUUUCAUAGGAUUAUCUACCUAACUUGUGUGUGAACAAAAAAUGUAAAUAGUUUAAUGUUUCCCAUAAUGUAAAAAAGAGCAAAUUAAUAAAAUAAAUAAUGCACUGCU
This is a messenger RNA of Hemicordylus capensis (graceful crag lizard), 8173 nucleotides long. It is a transcript of the gene DLGAP1, whose product is annotated as DLG associated protein 1. Gene Ontology annotation, biological process: signaling. Gene Ontology annotation, cellular component: glutamatergic synapse; postsynaptic specialization. The transcript has 15 exons. NCBI's taxonomy places the organism in Eukaryota, Metazoa, Chordata, Lepidosauria, Squamata, Cordylidae. Gene Ontology annotation, molecular function: molecular adaptor activity. The record is from RefSeq and is a predicted model, not a curated record. Bases 748 to 3816 code for a protein of 1022 amino acids.